UGAACAGUUAGUUCAGGAGGAGAGCCGGUCAAAGAAGGAGUGAAUAAACCUGGGUAAAGAUUUGUCCGAUUGAAUAGUAUUUCCAGCAUUUUCAUAAAAAAUGGACAUCAAACCAGUAUUAAGGAGAUUUGGCUUUUUGGUCCGAGCCAUUCUCACAUUUCUCUUUGCUCUCCUGUUACUUGGCGUGAUGUUAUGGGCAUACAUCGAUGGUUUCCAGAUAGCCACAUCUCCAUAUAACAUCAUCUCCUUGGGUUUCUAUGGGGUGCUUCUCAGCCUUCACAUCCUAAUUCAGAGCUUUUUUGCCUUUGUGGAGCAUCGGCGCAUGAAUGCAAGACGCAAACCAUGCUCUUACACAAAAACCAUUGGCUUUACUAUAUCAGCCUAUCAGGAGGACCCUGCUUAUCUCCGCGAGUGCCUUCAGUCAGUACGGGCCCUGCAGUACCCAUCUGAGCUGCUACGUAUUGUCAUGGUGGUGGAUGGGAACUCAGAGGAUGACCGCUACAUGAUGGAGAUGUUCAGGGAGGUCUUUGCAGACCAGGAUGCUGGCUGUUAUAUAUGGCAGAACAACUACCACUCUUGGAAGCCCACUGGCCAAGAAAAGGAUGCAGCUGAAGCUGAUGGUCCAGAAGCAGAUGAUGAAGUAGCGUUUGAAGACCCUCAGCGCUUAGAGGUUGAAGAACUCAUCAGGACCAAGAAGUGUGUGUGCAUUAUGCAAAAAUGGGGAGGAAAGAGGGAAGUGAUGUAUACGGCAUUCAAGGCACUAGGAUCUUCUGUGGAUUAUAUACAGGUGUGUGACUCAGACACAAAAUUAGACCCUCUGGCCACAGUGGAGCUCUGCAAGGUGCUGGAGAGCAACCAGAAAUACGGUGCCGUGGGAGGCGAUGUGAUGAUCCUUAACCUUAAAGACUCUUAUAUCAGCUUCAUGAGCAGCCUGCGCUACUGGAUGGCGUUUAACAUUGAGAGGUCCUGCCAGUCCUUCUUUGACUGUGUCUCCUGCAUUAGCGGCCCCUUAGGUCUUUAUAGGAAUGACCUGCUGCAGCAGUUCCUGGAAUCCUGGUACAACCAGAAGUUUCUUGGUACCCACUGUACUUUUGGGGAUGACCGGCAUCUCACCAAUCGAAUGCUAAGCAUGGGCUAUGCUACAAAGUACACUGCCCGUUCUAAGUGCUACACGGAGACUCCCGCUCAGUUUCUGCGCUGGCUCAAUCAGCAGACGCGUUGGACCAAAUCCUACUUUCGUGAAUGGCUGUAUAAUGCUAUGUGGUGGCACAAGCACCACCUGUGGAUGACCUACGAAUCCAUUGUCUCAGGCAUCUUUCCUUUUUUUGUCACUGCCACCAUUAUCAAGCUCUUCUGGACAGGCACUCUGUGGGACAUUUUGUGGGUCUUGUGCUGCAUCCAGUUGAUUGGUCUGGUAAAGGCAGCUUAUGCCUGCAUCCUACGACAAAAUGCAGUGAUGCUCUUUAUGUCCUUAUACUCUGCUCUCUAUAUGACCAGCCUCCUGCCUGCCAAAUACUUUGCCAUUAUCACCAUGAACAAAAGCAGCUGGGGGACAUCGGGCCGUCGUAAGAUGGUGGGGAACUAUAUCCCCCUGGCACCUCUAUCAGUGUGGGCGGCCAUUUUAUUGGGAGGCCUGGGGUACACCAUCUACAGGGAAAGCAUUAAGACUUGGACAACAGAUGGAAAGAAGGAGGAGAUCAAGUUUUUGAUAUUUGGAGCCACAGCUUAUGUGUGCUACUGGCUUGUAAUGCUCUGCCUCUAUUGGAUGUGGUUUCGGAGAUUAUUCCGAAAACGCUCACAGAGUUACACUGUGAAUGUAUAGGACAAUUAUUUGGGCACAUUAUUUAUUUAG
Messenger RNA from Sinocyclocheilus anshuiensis, 1852 nucleotides. Its product is annotated as hyaluronan synthase 1-like. The transcript has 5 exons. Gene Ontology annotation, cellular component: plasma membrane. Lineage: Eukaryota; Metazoa; Chordata; Actinopteri; Cypriniformes; Cyprinidae. Gene Ontology annotation, biological process: hyaluronan biosynthetic process; polysaccharide biosynthetic process; extracellular matrix assembly. Bases 101 to 1822 code for a protein of 573 amino acids. The record is from RefSeq and is a predicted model, not a curated record. Gene Ontology annotation, molecular function: hyaluronan synthase activity.